This is a messenger RNA of Marasmius oreades (fairy-ring Marasmius), 3244 nucleotides long. RefSeq lists its product as uncharacterized. The coding region runs from base 310 to 2658 and encodes 782 amino acids. Gene Ontology annotation, molecular function: beta-glucosidase activity. The record is from RefSeq and is a predicted model, not a curated record. Gene Ontology annotation, biological process: glucan catabolic process. Lineage: Eukaryota; Fungi; Basidiomycota; Agaricomycetes; Agaricales; Marasmiaceae. The transcript has 14 exons.
UUCUUGCUUCUUGAACCUGUACCACGACGUCCUCUCGCCUUGAAGUUUGAUCUUUCUCCAUCUUUCUUCCAUGGAGGAGCAACCAACUGACUAUAUUCGGUCGUUUUCUCGCAUUAAACGAGACUACGACGCACUGGUGACCAAGGACCGCCCACCCGGAUUUUCUUCGGUCGAAUGGGAGAUUGCCUGACAUGGCCCACCACGGGUUAACGUCGGAACAAUUUACCCCACAUUCAAGCUUUUUAACAAGUCCACUAGCUCUGCUUAGGAGUUCUUCCUGCCCCCACCUACUUGCUAGUACUAUCCAUCAUGCCUCCGUCUGACUUUGCAAACGCCAACAUUGAUGAGAUCGUAGCACAGCUGACCACCGAAGAAGCUAUUCAGUUAAUCGCGGGUGUAGGCUUCUGGCACACUUAUGCUGUUCCGAGGUUGGGUGUUCCUUCUAUCAAGGUUAGUGACGGACCCAACGGUGUACGAGGAAACAAUUUCUUCAUGGGGACACCAGCGAAAGCACUUCCUUCGUCGACAGCUUUGGGAGCUACGUUCGAUACUGAGUUGAUUAAAACUGUUGGGCUUAAGCUGCUUGCGAGUGAAGCAAAGUUGAGGGCCGCUUCUGUUCUGCUGGCGCCGACGUGUAAUAUACAGAGGAACCCUCGUGGUGGCCGAGCAUUCGAAAGUUUCUCGGAAGAUCCGCACCACAGCGGUAUGAUCGCCGCUUCGUACGUCAAAGGUGUACAAUCAGGAGGGAUCGCUACGACUAUCAAGCAUUUCGUUGGCAACGACAAGGAAAACGACCGAAUGGCGUACGAUUCUAUCAUCAGCAGUCGUGCGCUUCGUGAGAUAUACCUUAUGCCCUUUAUGCUGGCGCAAAAGUAUGCGCAGCCUUGGAGUUAUAUGACUGCAUACAACCGUGUCAACGGGACACACCUCUCUGAGAACCCUGACAUUCUCACAGGGAUCCUGCGUGAAGACUGGGGUUUUGAUGGGUUGAUAAUGUCAGACUGGUUCGGUGUAUACUCCGUUGACCAUUCUAUCAAUGCCGGACUUGAUUUGGAAAUGCCCGGAACGAACAAAUGGCGAAGCCUUGAUCUCGUCACUCGAAGUAUUGGUAGUCGAAAGAUUGCUAGGGGUACCGUGCUUGAGAGGGCUAGGAAAGUGCUGGAGCUUGUGCAGAGGUGUUGUAAGGAAGGGGGUGAGAUUUUGGACGGAGACGGUGUCGAACGAACACACGAAGGACCUGAAGAUACUGCUCUCCUUCGAAGUGUUGCAGCCGAAUCCAUUGUUCUGUUGAAGAACGACAAUGGUAUUCUUCCGUUCAAAUCUACAUCGUUCCAGAAGAAGAAGGUUGCGAUCGUUGGAGGAAACGCUAAACAGGUCGUUCUCUCAGGAGGAGGCUCUGCAGCACUCAAACCUUCGUACUUUGUAUCGCCUUAUGAUGGGAUUGUCAAUGCGUUAAAGGAACUUGGAGAAGACGUGGAAGUUACGUAUAGUGAGGGCGCUACGACAUACCAACAAACCCCAACGCUCGACUACGAAAUUUUGACUACCGAUGGGCGUCGUGGUUGGCUCGGAACUUGGCACUCACACAAGUCAGAUGGGUCUAUGGAAGUGGAUAAGCCUAUCAAGGAAGACCAAUACAUCGACGAAACGAGGUGUUUCUUCAGUGCUGAGUAUCCAAAGGGCUUAACCCGUCGGUGGACGCUCAAGUUGAAGGGAUACCUGAAGGCGAGUGCAGAGGACGAGAUGUGGGAGUUCGGGCUAACUAGUGCUGGGAGGGCGAAGCUUUACAUCGAUUCAGAAGUUGUCAUUGACAACUGGACGACUCAACGCCGAGGCGACGCCUUUUUCGGAAGUGGUAGCGAGGAAGAACGAGGAAGGUUCUUGAAGAAGAAGGGUGUGAAGCAUGAAGUGUCUGUAGAAUUCUGUAAUGUUCGCGCUCCGGCUCCAGAGAGUGGAGAUCUGGACGAACUCGUCAUGGACUCUAACCCGGCCGUCCGUCUUGGAGGCACCCCAGUGUCUUCCCCGGAAGAACUCAUAUCUUCUGCUGUUCACCUCGCGAAGGAGGCGGAUCUCGUCAUCGCUGUCGUUGGUAUUAACGCAGAUUGGGAAACAGAGGGUUACGAUCGUAGCACUCUCAAACUUCCCGGUCUAUCCGAUGAGCUGAUAGACAAGGUUGCUGAGGUCAAUAAGAAUGUUAUUGUCGUCACUCAGGCUGGCUCCCCAGUCCUUAUGCCUUGGGCCUAUAAAGUCCCUGCGAUCGUGCACGCGUGGUACUUGGGUAACGCAACUGGGGAUGCUAUUGCCGACGUCCUAUUUGGGAAAGUGAACCCUAGUGCGAAGCUAUCGUUGACAUUCCCGAAGAGGGAGGAGGAUGUCCCUAGUUUCGGGCACUUCGAAGCAAGUGAGGGAGGGAAGGUUUGGUAUGCGGAAGAUUUGUAUGUGGGAUACAAACACUAUCAUCAUAGAAAGAUCGAACCUUUGUUCGCAUAUGGGUUCGUUAACACUCUACUUUCACGGUCCCUCCCGAUACAAAUAUUCACACUACCAACAGAUAUGGUCUAUCAUACACCACCUUCUCUCUCGCGGAUCUUCAACUAUCGAAGCCUACCAUCAACAGAAACUCCAAGAACUUCUCUCUCACUGCCUCCCUCAGCGUGACCAACACCGGAUCCAUCACAGGUUCCGAAGUCGUGCAACUCUACGUCGCGUUACCGCAACCCGGUUCAAAAAACACCAACAACGCCGAGUUCCCUCAUCCGUUGUUACAGCUCCGCUCGUUUGCUAAAGUGAAGGAUCUUGAACCGGGUAAGACUAGGAAGGUUGAGGUGACGUUGGAUAAGAACGCUGUCUCGUACUGGGAUGAUAAUUUACCGAGAUUUAAAAAGGCGAAAGGGCGGUACGAUUAUGGGGGAGUCUGGGCUGUUGCGGAGGGGGAGUAUAAGGUUUGGGUUGGGACGAGUAGUCGUUUGGAGGAUUUAGCGCUUGAGGGAUCGUUUGUAGUCGAUAAAGGACAAGGGUUUGAGUGGAAUGGGCUGUGAAAGGGAUGGAGGGAGGGCGUUCUGAGACCGAGAAACUCGGUUGUAUGAUCAGCUUGUAAGUAAUGGCUUCUGCUAUGUAUUCAGAAUCUGUACAUUUUAUCGCAAUGCCCGGUCUUUCGCAAGAAACAGAGUCAUUAUUUUCGAAACUACAAGCACGAGCUGCGAAGGAAGAAUUGGUUUUCAAGGUGCGCGUCGUGCGAUCGGUA